Molecule: messenger RNA, 1545 nt
Organism: Malus domestica (apple)
Lineage: Eukaryota; Viridiplantae; Streptophyta; Magnoliopsida; Rosales; Rosaceae
Source: RefSeq, a predicted model, not a curated record
UCUGCCAAGCAAAAUCAUCCCAAAGACUAUGCUUCAUGUGACGCUCAUCACAUCUUCAACCGGAGCAGUUUUUCCUCCGAUUUCAUAUUUGGGUCUGCCGGAGCGGCUUACCAGUUUGAAGGUGCUGCAAAGGAAGGGGGUAGAGGACCAUGUGUUUGGGAUACAUUCACUCACAAAUACCCAGGAAGAUGUUGGGAUUCUCAAGGAUAUGGGUUGGGAUUUUUACAGAUUUUCAAUCUCAUGGUCUCGCUUGUUACCUAAUGGAACGCUAAGUGGGGGAGUGAAUAAGGAAGGACUAAAUUAUUACAAAAAUCUCCUCAAUGAGCUUCAAGCCAAUGGUAUAAAGCCCUUCGUGACACUUUUUCAUUGGGAUUUUCCCCAGGCUUUGGAGGAUGAGUACCUUGGCUUCUUAAGCCCUAACAGUGUGAGUGAUUUUCGGGACUUUGCAGACCUCUGCUUUAAAGAGUUUGGUGACAAAAUUAAGCACUGGAUCACGUUAAAUGAGCCUCAAACUUAUAGCGUCCAGGGUUAUACAGUUGGAGCAUUUGCUCCAGGCCGAUGCUCUAACCAUACAAAAUGCAAAGAGGGUGGGAAUUCCGCAACGGAGCCAUAUUUGUCGGCACAUCACCAACUUCUAGCUCAUGCAGCUGCUGUAAAUGUGUAUAGAGACAAGUAUCAAGCUACACAAAAGGGCGUGAUCGGAAUAACACUUAACUCAGGUUGGUCUGUUCCAUUUUCUAAUUCAACGGAAGAUAAAGAUGCUGCAGUUAGAGCACUUGAUUUUUCGUAUGGAUGGUUUAUGGAUCCGGUGACAAGCGGUCGGUAUCCAAAGAGUAUGCAACGCCUAAUUGGAAAUCGAUUGCCCAACUUCACCAAAGAGCAAUCCAAAAUGCUAAAAGGUUCAUAUGACUUUGUUGGGUUGAAUUACUACUCAUCGUCUUAUGCAAAAGAUGUUACUGCCAAUAAGUCUGUAAAGCAGCCAAGCCAGUCAACCGACUCCAACGUCGAAUCAUUAAACAACCGCAAUGGAGUCCCCAUUGGUCCAAUGGCUGCUUCGGAUUGGCUUUAUAUUUAUCCACAAGGACUUCAAGAACUGUUAACUUACACAAAGAUAAAGUAUAAAAAUCCAAUUAUUUACAUCACAGAAAAUGGAGUUGACGAGGCAAAUGAUCCCAAAUUAUCACUUGAGGAAUCUCUCAUUGACAAAGAAAGAAUUAAAUAUUACGAUUCGCAUCUUUAUUACGUUCAAGAAGCCAUUAAGAAUGGCGCUAAUGUGAAAGGGUUCUUUGCGUGGUCAUUGCUUGACAACUUUGAAUGGGUUAACGGUUACACUGUGAGAUUUGGUAUCAUCUAUGUGGAUUACAAAAACGGACUCAAAAGACAUUACAAACUCUCAGCUCAUUGGUGGAAGAAUCUUCUUAAAGGUAAUUCCCACUCGGCUUCCAAACAUAAUUCUUCAAAGGGCAGCAAAACCUAAAUCCUCAAAUGGCGGCAUUCUUUAAUUGUUACGUGGAUAAUGAGUUUCAUGUAUGUUGUCGCUCCUAU